AAAUUUUUGAAAUCGAAAAAUGUCUGGCUUGCCGAAAUACAAGCAGCUCCACGCUCUUCAAGACGACGAAGAAUUCAACAAUUUCAUGGUGAAAGUGAAUGAGGUGAAUAGAAUAGUUGGAAAAAUGGCAUCGAAAGAUAAAGCGGAAGCGGAGAUGGGAGACAUCGAAGCGCAACGGUAUUUAAACGAACCCAACGAAGAAAUGAAGAAGAUCAUCGAGAAAAUUGACGAUGGAACGAUCGAGCUGAAAAUUCGCAACGACAGAACGGUGAUUAAUAAGAAGGCAUUCGAGGAAAUUAGCUCAGAUCCCAAUACUAUGUCUCAAGAGGCCUUUAUGAGAGAAGUGGAAAGAGACGCGAAUCAGAGAUACGAAGAAAAAUUGGUACGUAGAGAAAAGAUGGAAACGUUGAAAAAACAGGCAACUCUAGCCUUUAGACGAGGGGAAUAUGAAAAAGCUUUGACCCUAUACAACAAAGCAAUACAACAGAUCAAAGACAGUCCUCUGUUGUACAACAACAGAGCUCUAACGUGCAUUAAACUGAAAUUAUAUGACAAAGCCGAGAACGACUUGGUCGAGUGGGCUCUGCAUUUGAACGAGGAUUCACUCAAAAGUUGGCUGUUGCUGGCGAAGGUUCAUUAUUUACAGAACAAAAUGCAGGAUUAUGAAAAGGACAUCAAAGAAGCGUUGAAUAGGAAUCCCGAGAGGAAGGAAUUUAUCGAAGAUUAUGUCAAUAGUCAAAUCGUAAAUCAAAAUUCAGAAGAAACGAAGAGUUAGAGGUGACGGGAAUAGGUAUUUUUAUAAUCGUACAUUUAGAAAUAUUUUAAAUAAACUAAGAAAAGGUGCUUUCCG
Molecule: messenger RNA, 850 nt
Organism: Phyllotreta striolata
Lineage: Eukaryota; Metazoa; Arthropoda; Insecta; Coleoptera; Chrysomelidae
Source: the annotation of a GenBank genome assembly